Molecule: messenger RNA, 2053 nt
Organism: Peromyscus leucopus (white-footed mouse)
Lineage: Eukaryota; Metazoa; Chordata; Mammalia; Rodentia; Cricetidae
Gene: Npsr1
Product: neuropeptide S receptor 1
Biological process (GO): neuropeptide signaling pathway; positive regulation of release of sequestered calcium ion into cytosol
Cellular component (GO): cytoplasm; membrane
Molecular function (GO): neuropeptide receptor activity; vasopressin receptor activity
Source: RefSeq, a predicted model, not a curated record
GUGAGGGCUGUGCUGGCUGCUGGAUCAUAACUGCAGAGGAGCGAGCAGCAUGCACGUGGAUCUCCCUUGUUGUCAGGCAGAACUCUUCAACGAGGUGGGCUCAGGGAGGGCUCUGUGCCUCCGCUCCGGUGAGCAAUAGCCAGAAGCCUUGAGAGGCAGAAGAGGCACUGAGCAAUCGAUCAGCAGCUGAUACUCCGGCUCUCAGGAGGCCAACGGGACUCUCUCACCCCGCUACAGGUGCAGGGGCCGUGAGACUCGACCCUGCCUGAGCCAUGCCAGCCAACCUCACAGAGGGCAGCUCACAUGCCAACCAGACUAUGCCGACACUAAACUCUUCCCCAGUAGCUUGCACUGAAAUUGUUACUUUCACUGAAGAGCUGGCAGCAGAGGAGGGGGGCUCCUUCUACUCCUCCUUCAAGACAGAGCAGCUGAUAACCCUGUGGGUCCUGUUUGUCUUCACCAUUGUGGGAAACUCUGUUGUGCUGUUCUCCACUUGGAGAAGGAAAAGAAAGUCCAGAAUGACCUUCUUUGUGACUCAAUUGGCCAUCACGGAUUCCUUCACAGGACUGAUCAACAUCCUGACAGAUAUUAUUUGGCGAUUCACUGGAGACUUCCUGGCCCCAGACCUGGUCUGCAGAGUCAUCCGCUAUUUACAGGUUGUCCUGCUCUAUGCCUCUACCUACGUCCUGGUGUCCCUCAGCAUAGACAGAUACCAUGCCAUCGUUUACCCCAUGAAGUUUCUUCAAGGAGAGAAGCAAGCCAAAGUCCUCAUUGGGAUAGCCUGGAGCCUCUCAUUCCUGUUCUCAAUCCCCACACUGAUCAUAUUUGGGAAAAGGACACUCUCCAAUGGUGAGGUGCAGUGCUGGGCGCUGUGGCCAGAUGACUCCUACUACCCAUACAUGACCAUCGUGGCCUUUCUGGUGUACUUCAUUCCACUGACCAUUAUCAGUGUCAUCUAUGGCCUUGUGAUCCGAACUAUUUGGAUUAAAAGCAAAGCCCAUGAGACAGUGAUUUCCAACUGCUCAGGUGGCAAACUGUGCAGCAGCUACAACCGAGGGCUCAUCUCCAAAGCAAAAAUCAAGGCCAUCAAGUACAGCAUCGUCAUUAUCCUCGCUUUCAUCUGCUGCUGGAGCCCAUACUUCCUCUUUGACAUGUUGGACAAUUUCAACCUCCUUCCAGACACCAAGGAACGUUUCUAUGCUUCUGUGAUCAUCCAGAACCUGCCAGCCCUGAAUAGCGCCAUCAACCCCCUCAUCUACUGCAUCUUCAGCAGCUCCAUCUGCUUCCCCUGCAAGGAGCAGAGGUCACAGGACUCCAGAAUGACAUACCGAGAGAGAAGCGAGAGGCAAGAGAUGCAGAUUCUCUCCAAGCCGGAAUUCAUCUAAACCCUGAAGCAACAGUGCUAAGCUGAGCUCAUUCAGUCCUCCUGGGUCUCCAUCACCAGUCGGUGGAUGUGCAUGAAGCUUGAGCCACCCUGUCCCAGUCCUGUGUCACCUAGCUGAUGCAUGCGGCAAACUUCCCAGUGAGGGCAUGCCAGCGGCAAUGCGAGCACUAGCCAACAUGAACCCAUCACCUCUUCAUGUCAGCCAGGGAAGACAGUUCUCUCUUCCUAAUUUUUCCCAGCCCUCCUUCCCACAGCUCAGCCUCUUGUGAGCUGAGGACGCAGACAAGCAGAAAGAGCUCGCAGGGCUCUCCCUGAGUUAUCUGAUUACAAGAUUGAAAGUAAAUACAAGACUUAACAAAGAGUAGACAGCUUCCCACCAGUUUUGUAUUGGACAUUUGGUGGGGGUAGAUGAGAUAUUUGCCCCUGAAAUGCCAAGAAAUUCAUUUCUAGACCCUGGUACUGUACACAUCCUCUGUGUGCAGGAAGAGGUGUGGGCAGGAACAAGCUCCCAAGGCCAUUGCAUUGUGAUUUCUGAAAGGGACAAUAUAGCUUCCUGCUGAGCAAGGUCACCAGGCAAAUUCUCUCCUAGCAGAAAGAUCACACCAAAUAGUGACAGAUCCUUGACUGUGAAUCGCAGAGAGAACUGAGACCUGGAACUCACAGCUCUUU